AUGCAUUCAAACGGGAAUGAAAACAAGGUCAGUAUGAAAUCAAACAUUCCUGUUCUGCAGAGCAGUGGGCGAAUCCUGAUGCACUCGUCAUCAGCCAAUGUAAGUAGUGAGCAUAGCAAAAAACAAUCGUCAGGGUAUGGAGUAACAGAAGUUGAAAUAUACAGCAGUAAAGAAGCUUCAAACAACCAUGAAUACGUCUCUGGGGGACGCCAGAUAACCUAUUCCGCAUCGGAAACAACAAACAGCCAUAUUGAAAGGAAAAUGGACUCUUGUGGAGUCAUUGACGAUGACGAGCAGAAACCAAAGAGCUUUACAGGGGACGGUCAUCCUUUAGGAAGACAGAAAAUGAUUUACUCGUCAUCUGGAGUUAUAACAAGUAGCCAGGCAGCAGGAAGAUUUUACCGACAAGAUGGUAAUGAAAGUGGUAUGCGAACCAGCAAGGACAGUGGCUUUGGGGAGAGUGACAGUGUAAGUCAACUAAGCGGCGAGAUCGAUGGUUCAGUAACAGAGGAGUUUCGGAUCGAACUGAACGAGAGUGAGGAAGAGGCCUUGAAAGAAGAGCUGCUGCAUAUAUUUGAAAGAGAAAGAACUACGUUGGAAGUGUAUUUCAAGAAGAGGAUGGAAGAAACUCUGCGUGGAUUCAGGAGCAGACAACUAGAGUGGGACGAGGCGAUACGAGCAGAGAGAGCAGAGCUUGAGAAGAACGUGUCUAUGGAGAAGAUGGAAAUGCAGAGGAAAUUCGCUGAAGAGAUUGACAAACUGACUCAGUCAUUUCGUGAAGAGAGACAACAGCUUGACCAGUAUUAUAAGGAGAAGUUAGAAGAACUUCGGGAAAAAUUAGGAACCGAGCAAGGAAGAAUGGAGGAAAACUUUGCAAGAGAAAAAAUUGAGCUCAAGGAAAAAUUGGAGGCUGAAUAUCAAGUCAUGUUAGAGAGGGAAAUUUCACGCGUGAAAGAAGAAGUGAUACGUGAAAAAUCAGAAACGGAACAGCGCAUAAAUAAUGAGAAACUCGAAAUGGAGAGUAGCUUCAAUCUACGCCUCUCUGAGGUCGAAAGUAACUUGAAGAGAUCCACCGCUGAAUUUGAAGCUAACAUGACACAAGAAAAAAUUCGAAAGGAAAAAGAAUUCCAAGAAAAGAGUAAGGCGUUUGAGGACAGUUUGCAGGAAGAGAAGCUGUUGAGACUUGAUGUAGAAAAAGAAUUAGAGCGAGAGAGAGAGAAAUCUGUCAACGGUGAAUCGAUGAAUAGAAAAGAAAACGAACGCCUUUGGAAAGAAAUCGAGGUACUACGCCUUGAAAUUGAGGAGAAAAACAGAGUGUACGAAGAAAUAACGUUGUUUCAGGAAACAUUGACUUCAAAAGGACGUGAAGGACUCAGUGGCAAACUGAAGGAUGACUUUGAAAAACUGUUAGCAGAUCACAAAACGGAACUAGAUAAGACAUUCCACACCGAAAAAGAGGCGCUUGAUCAAAAAGUACAAUCUGAGAGACGACAGAUACAGGAAGAGCUUGAUCGAGAAAAAGAGAAAAUUAAGGUGGAGAAGGAUGAAAUUGUCAAAACAAGAGAAAGACUAAGGGUCGAGGGAAAAGGCCAAGUAGACAAUUCGCAAAGGCAACGAAGUGAUGGUGAGUGGACGAGAUCAUCUCUGGGGCACCUACAGAACGAGCGUGUCGGUGAAACAGAAAGUAAAGGAGUGUUUGAACAUCAAAGGGGAAACCGUCAGGCUGAACUCGGAAGUGGAGCUGUUGGAUUGUCAGCGAAUCGUGGAGAAGUCUCUGAUGGUGUCAGAGAUGUGACAAGUCUUACUAACUGGAAAUCGCACCAGCAUUCACAACAAGAACGGUCACAGACAGAAAUCACGUGGACAGGAGCAUAUGAUGCCGACUCCUGUGUUGUUCAACGUGGCUUCACUGGUAGUCAACAAAAGCAUGACUGUGCCAGUGAUAAAGCAGGUCCCUCCUACUGGCAAUCGUAUCAGCAACUACAACACCCUCAGCAAGACAGUGUAGGGACCGGAACGUUAGCUGGCAACUCCCAUGUCGAUCAACCUGCUGUCACUGGUAUCCAUGGACAGCAUGUAGGUACGGAUUAUAAUUCUAAGAAUGACUCGACUUUGCAGUCACAAUUUCACACCAGCCUCGUGUAUCAUGAAAAACGAGCUUUGCCAAGCAACAGUCAAGUUGGACUCUCAGAUUCUGGAACUAGAUCAAUGGAGGAGCCCCAGGCUAGGAGUAUGUCAUUUCAUCACACAACGACAGACAACGAAUCGGCGUUACGAUUUGAGAUUGAUGCAUUGAAAAGUGAAAAUAAAGGUUUAAAAGCCAAGAUUGUAGCGCUGGAGGAAAACAUCGACCUUCAUAAGCAGUACAAAGAGGAAGCUAAGGCUGAAAUGGAAAGACUCCUGAAAGCGAACCAGGACAAAGACCUAAGGCUAAAGACCCGAACCAAGCAGGUUGAGGAAACUAGUAAAAUGAAAACCGAAAAAGAGGAUGAUAGAAAACGACUUGAUAAUGCCCAGACAAGCUUCCACACUCAUGAGGACAGGGCCAGAAGGCUCGAAAACACCGAUAGGCACUUAGAAGAGAAACUACGGGGGCUGGAGGCUCGAGCUGCCAAAGCUGAAAAGACCUCAAUAGACUACGACACCAAGACUCAGCUCACUGCAGAGCGAAGAAGAGAACAGAGGAGACAAGAUUCCAAUAGACAUAAAGAUGACAUUCAAGGCCAACGGAGUGUAUUGAGCCCGAGACAAAAGGUAGAUAAUUUGUUCUGUCUCUGUACUCAUAAUGAUGGUCCUCUCCUUCCAAGGUAUUUAUUGCUUUUGCUGGAUUUCUAAAGUUUGGCUUCCCAGGCAAAAUACUUAGCAUAAAUCGAGGCACAUAGCUCUUUGUCGUUUAAAACUGCAAGAUUAACAACCGUUUUGAUUUAUCAGCGGCUAUCCUUGAAAGGCCAAGUUAUCCGAUAUUUAUCCUAAAUUAUGUUGGCUUAUUGCAGGGUAAAUCCCAGCAUGAAUUAGAGGCAAGAUAUGACACCCAGGAUUCUUCAUACAAGGUGAGCGUCAAUCUAGUUUUGGUAGUCUAGUUUUGAUAGCUUUUCUUGUAAAUUGAAAGAUUAAUAAACAAUGAAUGCCGAUUUACUACGAUUUUUCACAAAAAAAUUGCAGAAUGAAUUCCUCUGACUGAUGGAAGCUGUUAGUCUAAUUUGUAACUGUAUGUCGACCUGACAUAUCGACUACUUCCUUAGCAUCUCGUUGUGUGGGUAUUGAUCGUAAAUCGUGAAAUAUUUUUCUGUUCUGUAGGCAAAAUACGAAGCAGCAUUACGAGAAAAGAACCGACUUCUUCAGGUCAUCAGGGAACUGGAACUGAAAAUCAAAACUUUAGAGCAAAAGAAGAUUGAGCUACUUCAUCAAACUUCGGUGAGCUCACAACUUGUCCGACAGCUUACUCUACACAAAUUUAUUAAUUCUUUUUACCAUAUGACACUAUAACACUGUUUUCUCCGUUUCUAGCAACAAGGAAAGCCCUCAGAGAAAAGUGACGAAACUGAACGAAUCAAGCGCCUGGUCUCUGAGAAUUCUUCCCUGAAAGAAAGAACUUCAGAAUUGCAAAAUCAACUGGAACGGCUGUUGGAAAAACUGAAAAAUGAGAAAGAAAAGGUGAGAAAAUAGAUUAAUUUCUGUAAGUGUAAGUAUUGAUACAUGGCACGAACCAAGAGCAGCUUCAGCAGAAAACUCAAGAAGUGACGAGAGAAAGUAACUUUAACUCAUUCCUCACUAUCAAACGCGCUGCGUCUGAGCCUGUUACGGUGUCAGUUUUGAAUCAAUAAGGUUAUUUACCCUUUCUGUUAAGAAUUAAAAUGCCUCGCCUGAAGUCUUGACGAUUUCACUCUGUGAUCACAUCUACUUUGUGUAUGGGAAAUAAAGCGCUUCUGUUGAUAAUAAGGCCCACAGAUAUUUACUAGCAAUUUUACUCAUCAUUCUCAUUCUAGGCUACCAGUUUUGAGACAGAAAUAUCCACCCGCAAGACUGAAAGUCUUCACAACAUUAAGGGCUUACAAGAUAGGCUCUUGCAUACUGGCCGAGAGCUUUCUAGCUCUCGUGGAGAACUGGACCUUGAUGCACUAAAGAGAAUCGAAAGAGAAAUUUUCACCAUUGGUCAGAUCAUCAGGACUCAAUUUGAAGGUAGCAGAGAGGAUUUGUCUUACUCAUCAGUGGCUAUGGACCCGGCCCGGAUCGCUCAACUGGAGGUGGAGAAAAAGGAGUUGGAGACUAAGCUUUCCCUGGCUAGGGAAGCUAUGAAUGAAUACGUUACACGUUUAAAUGAGAAGGUUGGGAACCUUUUACACAAUACGAUUCUCCUUUCUCUGUCAUCAUGAUAAUUGAUGUCACCAUAUAAUAAGAUCUCAGUUGCACCCCAUUUCAGGGACACAGUCAGUUGUAGCGAUAAAAGGGUAAUAGUUAUUGUCCUGAAUAACCACAUAUUUAACCUCCCAUAAGUAAGUCUUAUCGUGUGAAGACUUUUCAAAAUGGUUUUUAGACAAUGCUAAAUAUGGGGGGACAAUACUGUUUUUAGCGCUUUUCUAUAAAUCUAGUGUUGCAAAUCUAAAAAAUAGAAGGAUUAUGAUCCACCAUUCAGAACCAGAGAACAUAUCACAAAAAGCUAAUAGAAACUCAGAGUGGAGGCGACAAAUGGCCUAAAGCGCAGGAAAACGCGAAUAACCGAGUUGAGGUUGGCUUCAGUUUUUCAACUGAUUGGUCGAAAGUAUGGUUCAUGUCGUAUAGACCAAUCAAUCAAUCAAUAUAGAGCAAUAAAAAUCAAUCAAAAUCACGUUAUAUUUGAUUCUUCUCAUAGAUGCAGGACGUGGAAAGUAUGGCAGGAAUGUCAGGGGAAGUGAUUCAGGAAUUGCAUAUGAGGAAUGAUAACUUAGAAAAGAGUUUGCAAGAUUUGGAAGAUGGACAGAAAACAUCACAUUUACAGAACGAGCAACUGCGUCAUCAGAGAUCAGCUCUUCAGAAUCUAAUCGGAGAUUUGUGCAGCCACGAUGAGCUACCUCCUAUGUCACAUAACUCAUCACCAAGAUACUUCGAUUCCGAACACAGAAGCAGAAGCAACGAUAACAAGGAGUUUGGUGAUGCUUCAUACAGCGCAUCCUCAAACUAUCUCGACUCCACAUACAAAAGCAAAUAUGCCAGUGGACACGAUAAAGAGAGUUUGGAUAGUUCGUCAUAUAACCCGUCAUCAAAAUUCAUAGGUUUUAAGUACGAUGACAAAGAUGACGGAAUCCGCGAUAAUCGAUACAAAGAUUUCGACUCGAGGCUGGAAGAUACAUACGUAACCAAAGGUUCUAAAGAGAUCUACGACAGUCAAAAGUCCAGCGGAAGAGCAAAAGGGGAAAACUACCGGUGUAUUUUUAAGGACUGUCCUAGCAAUUCAGGUUUUUGA
Molecule: messenger RNA, 5440 nt
Organism: Pocillopora meandrina
Lineage: Eukaryota; Metazoa; Cnidaria; Anthozoa; Scleractinia; Pocilloporidae
Source: the annotation of a GenBank genome assembly